GGUCAUUCUAUCUAUUGCUUAUUUCAGCCAGAGCAGCAUCGCUGGACGUUUUAUUAUAGUCCGUGGAUAUCCCACCGAUACACCACACCUCUUCUAAAAAGGGAGUCUGACAGCUGCAGUCAUGGUGAGGCUAGACCUGGGAAGUGUAGUCCUCCGAAGGAUGAGGCUAGAAGACAUAGAGGCGGUCAAAGGUUUGAUAAAGGAGGGCUGCGAGGGCACAGAGAACCGGCUGAUCCUGCAUCUCCUCACUCGCCCUCUGGCGCUCUUCAUGUUGGCCGUCCUCUCGUCCAUCCUGCGCUGCGUUCUGCACUCCUUCAUCCUGGCCUUGGUCAUUCCCGUGUUCAUCGUCAUCAUCUACCUCAAGCUCACGCUGCCCCGCUCCACUGGGAUCCUGGGAGCACGCCGGCCGUACUGGGACUACGUGGGCAGCACCUACCUGGCGGAGAGAGACUCCGAACUCGAGAACCCCUACUCACGGAUGGCCAGGCCCGUAGGGGUCAGAGGCAAAGCCCAGGAGAAGGCUAAGCGGAAGAAGAAGAAGGAGGAAAAAGGAAAAGAGGCCGAGAACCACGACAUGGAAGAUCUGCAGGACCGAGCGCGAGUGGCAGGGGAGGUGUGGGUGGUGGACUGCGACGGGGAAGUCAUCGGCUGCGUGUCCAGGGAGCCGGUGAACCGCUCGGGGGCGACCCGCAUCUGCAGGCUAGUGGUGCAGAGCUGGUACCGGAGGGAAGGCCUGGGCAGCCUGCUGGUGCAGUGUCUCACGAACCGGGAGAAGGAGCGGGGCUCCCGGAGGGUCUACGCCCACGUGCCCUUCCCCUCCCGCGUGGGGGAGCUCUUCUUCAGGAAGCUGGGAUACCGGCUACAGGGCGAGGUGGCUGACGGGGAGGAAGUGCUGAAUAAGGACUUCGAAGAGCCUCAGAAGGGCUGGCUGGGAUUCCCUGUCACUAAAGUAUUUGUGAAAGACCUAUGA
Molecule: messenger RNA, 970 nt
Organism: Alosa alosa (allis shad)
Lineage: Eukaryota; Metazoa; Chordata; Actinopteri; Clupeiformes; Clupeidae
Gene: nat14
Product: N-acetyltransferase 14 (GCN5-related, putative)
Exons: 3
Coding region: 122-970 (282 amino acids)
Molecular function (GO): N-acetyltransferase activity
Source: RefSeq, a predicted model, not a curated record